AUGAAGAAACACUCCAGGUUGAUUGUGUAUGUUGCGUCGGAAACGGUUUUCUACUGUUUCACAAUAAAGUGGAUCCGCAAAGAAGAAACAGCGGCGCAAAUAAAAAAGCUAAAUGAGACCAAUGCUCAAACGAACUCAAAAUAUGCCAAAGAUAAACGAAGAGCAACUUCUGGAGAUGUUGACAAGCGAGAGUUAGACUUAAGCAUCUAUGGAAAUUUAGGAAGUGGCUCAUGA
This is a messenger RNA of Auanema sp. JU1783, 234 nucleotides long. NCBI's taxonomy places the organism in Eukaryota, Metazoa, Nematoda, Chromadorea, Rhabditida, Rhabditidae. The record is from the annotation of a GenBank genome assembly.